Oryzias latipes (Japanese medaka) is the source of this 1438-nucleotide messenger RNA. It is a transcript of the gene jagn1a, whose product is annotated as jagunal homolog 1a. Lineage: Eukaryota; Metazoa; Chordata; Actinopteri; Beloniformes; Adrianichthyidae. Gene Ontology annotation, biological process: vesicle-mediated transport; granulocyte colony-stimulating factor signaling pathway; endoplasmic reticulum organization. The record is from RefSeq and is a predicted model, not a curated record. Gene Ontology annotation, cellular component: endoplasmic reticulum membrane.
UGCGCAGAGCUGCAGUCAUCCCUAUUUUCUUUCUUGUUCUGUUCAAACAAGCAGCCUUGAGCAUUUCCGGGCAGCAGGGAGGACGCGGAGGUAACAUCGCCGUAUUCUGUCAUCAUGGCAUCGCGUGUCAGAACCGCUGGAACCAAUGGAGGCGGCUUCAAACCCAAAGAGAAGGUGGCUCCGCUUUAUCAGAUGAGUGCUUCGCUGAAAUCCGAGGUACGGAAACUGAACUUGGUGCAUCUCCUGAUCUGGCUGCUCGUGGCCGCUCAAGUGACUGUUAGUCAUUUCCGCCUGGUGUCACAUGACACCGUGUCCACGCCAUACCAGUGGGAGUAUCCGUACCUGCUUAGCGCCCUCCCUCUGCUGUGCAGCAGCCUGUCUCUCCCCAAGAACAAUAUCAGUUACCUGGUCAUAUCCAUGAUCAGCGCAGGGCUGUUCUCCGUGGCGCCGCUGAUCUACGGAGGCAUGGAGAUGUUCCCUGUGGCGCAGCAGCUGUACCGCCAUGGCAAAGCCUAUCGGUUCAUCUUCGGCUUCUCUGCAGUGACUGUCAUGUACAUCAUCAUGGUGGUUGCUGUUCAAGUGCAUGCAUGGCAGCUAUAUUACAUGAAAAAACUUUUGGACUCGUGGUUUGAUGCCACUCAGGAAAAAAAGAAAAAGUAAUAAUUUGCUGGACUAGACAUGAAAACAAAUGUAACACUAUCAUAAAUAUUAUUUAGAUCAUUUUUAUUUUGUGUUUAGUAUAAUGCAAUACCUUGGCAUCUAGUGAUUUUUAACAGGUUUGAAUAAAAAUGGGUAGGCUAAUUAUUUUUCAAAGGCUUAAAAUGAUAGCAUUUUGAUGUAAUAUAAAAGCAUUUCCCAGUGGUCUUUGAAUUAUAAUUAUGCUGUUUUUGGCCAAAAUCCUAAAACCUGUGUUGAUUUCUAGGACAUAGUUUCUGCAGAGCGGCAGUAGUUCAUUAGAAAUUCCCCUCUGAGUUGUGGGUAGGACUGUUGACCCACCCCCCCUCCAUUUGUAAAAAGAAAUACUCAGAAAUGCUAUUUUGAUCUUCCUUUUCUUUAUCCAUGUCCUUCAUCAUCAAAAAAAUGACACAAGAUGUUCAUUGGAGUGGGUCUUUAAAUCAGUGAAAACAGUCAUUUCUUGCAAAGACAAAAGUAGCUUUGAGGUGACGAUGCAAUUAAGCACACUGUCACAUACAUACAUGUCAGGUAUCUGUUUUUAUUUGUACAUUUAAAAGCGGAAUCAGGUCCAAGAUGACGAUUGACAAUUUAAAAAAACUGCAUUUAUUUGUGGUGUCAACCGAAUAAAUGUGUCAACAGAAAAACAAUGGUGUGAUUACUAGUCCCCUAACUGUUUGAUGAAAGGCAGGGUUUUUUAUGUUGUCAUGAUUAUAUCUGCUUCUCAUAUAUGACCAUUUUAAAUUAAAAGACAGUUUAAUAAGAA